AUGGGGACGAAAGGUUAUGAAAACCAAUAUUCCACCAAAACCACGGCUGAGGACGCCCAGCACCGGCAAGAGGAGCUGAAGGUGUGGCAGGAGGCCUAUUGCUGGAAGGAAUAUGCCCCCGGCUGGCCGAGGUGCCUGGACGUGGCAAGCGUGGACGAGCUGGACUCCAAUGACCAGGAGCUGAAGCUGAAGGGCUUCUUCUUAUGCACGGGCUCCUGGGAGAAGCUGGAAGACAUCCGGAAGAUAUUCUGGUGUAACAAGAACCCCACUUCAGAGUACGUCUCCGAGAAGUGGCAGGAAGAUUCGUUCUUCGGGUACCAGUUCCUUAAUGGUGUCAACCUGGUGGUGAUGUGGAAAUGCACAUCACUCCCAGAGCACUUCCCUGUGACGGAGGAGAUGGUGGCCAGCUCCCUGGGGGAGGGCACCACCCUGCAGGACGAGCUCAAGAAAGGGAACAUCUUCCUGACGGAUUACGAGAUCCAGGAGGGGAUCCCACCCCAGUUGAAUGGGGAACAGCAGUACCUGGCCGCACCGCUCUACCUGCAGCACCUGACACCUGGCGGGCAGGUCAUGCCCUUGGCCAUCCAGCUCAGCCAGUGCCCGGACCCCGGCAGCCCCAUCUUCCUGCCCAGCGACCCCAAGUGGGACUGGACCCUGGCCAAGAUCUGGGUGCGCCUGGCCAACUUCCAUGUCCGUGAAGUCAGCACCCACCUGCUGGAGGCUCAUUUCCUCUGCGAGGUCUAUUGCAUGGCCACACUGCGCCAGCUGCCCAUGUGCCAUCCUGUCUACAAGCUCCUGAUCCCCCACACCCGCUACACCCUGCACAUUAACACCCUGGCUAGGACCAACCUCAUCCAGCCGGGAGGGGGUUUCAACAAGAUGCGAGGUGACUUCCCCCUCCAUUGCCUGGUAAGAGCCUCCUCGACGGGUCGGGAUGGGAUGCUGAAGCUGCCGACCAAGGGCGUGGAGAAUGUGAGCUACGAGGUGCUCUGUCUGCCAGACAACCUAGAAGCUCGUGGUGUCACCUCGCUCCCCAAUUGCUACUACCAGGAUGAUGACGUGAGAAUCUGGACAGCGGUGGAGAGCUGA
Molecule: messenger RNA, 1089 nt
Organism: Gopherus evgoodei (Goodes thornscrub tortoise)
Lineage: Eukaryota; Metazoa; Chordata; Testudines; Testudinidae
Product: arachidonate 15-lipoxygenase B-like
Biological process (GO): linoleic acid metabolic process; lipid oxidation
Molecular function (GO): oxidoreductase activity, acting on single donors with incorporation of molecular oxygen, incorporation of two atoms of oxygen; iron ion binding
Source: RefSeq, a predicted model, not a curated record